AAACAUGAAAGAAGGCAAUAGGAAAAACAAGAAUGCAUCUUCCUCCCCAAGAAGAACCCGACCCGUUCAUCCAUCAGGACCCGAUUCUAGACCUUCGGGUUCUCUCCAUAAUAGGCUAUCUCCUCCCCCCUCAGUGUCGGCGCUUGACCGCGAAAUCUUCACUGAAGAGUUGGGAUUGUUUGAAAUUCCCCCCAAGACCAACCCAAGAAGUUUUUCGUAUAGGGUGAAGCAGCAGUGUUGGGAGAAGGCGGAGAAAGUAAAGGGAAGAGACCCGGACCGAUGGCGCCGAGACCCUUUAGGGAACACUGUCUUUCGGAAGCUUGUGGGCUGUCCCGGUUGUCUAUGCCAUGACUAUGACCAUAUUAUUCCCUAUUCUAAGGGUGGAGAAAGUACAUUAGAGAAUUGUCAAGUUUUGCAGGCGACAGUUAAUAGAUCCAAGGGGAAUCGAACUGAUAUAUCAAAAGCUGAACUUAUUCAGAGAAGUUCGUAUUGUCGGGUUUCAGGUCGUGACAUGGAUCUUCUUGAACUUUCUGCCUACGGCAAUGUCCGUCAUGGACAAGAUUCUGGGGGAUGUAAAAUUCAAUGAGUCAUUUUAUGAGAAUAUGCUCAAGAAUGGCAUUGUAUGCUUCCCCUUAAUUAAUCUGAGGCUAGGCUAAAUUGGAGUUAUGCCAGUUAUUCCUGUAUUAAAUUGCAGCCAGAUAGUAACUUACAAUUAUUGGAAGUUUCAUAUACUUGUUGCAACUUGUAUGUAUUCUCUUUACAAAUCAAUUAAAACGCUCACCUCUGAUUGGAUGAUCAGCUCAUCUCUAUUAUAUGCA
Messenger RNA from Solanum dulcamara, 818 nucleotides. RefSeq lists its product as uncharacterized. The transcript has a single exon. NCBI's taxonomy places the organism in Eukaryota, Viridiplantae, Streptophyta, Magnoliopsida, Solanales, Solanaceae. Bases 5 to 586 code for a protein of 193 amino acids. The record is from RefSeq and is a predicted model, not a curated record. Gene Ontology annotation, molecular function: endonuclease activity; zinc ion binding; nucleic acid binding.